UAGCAGUGUGUAAUGUUUUCCUGGCUAACAUCAGCUGUGUGCAGCUUAGUUACAACACAAAUUUGCCGCUCCAUACUUCACGGUAACGGACUCACAGCCCGACCAAGAGGCUGACCGCGACCUGAGCUCUGAGUGAGGCUGCUGCACGUGACGUGGAAACAGAUGUUUCUGCCGAAAAAAGGAAACAUGCUGUGAAUAUUUGGGCUGUCGUUUCCUUCUCUGCUCGCUCUGCUGUUACUUUGUGUCUAAGAGAAAAAGUUUUUCCGUUAGUCUCUGUUUCAGGAGUAGUGUUUGACUGGGAUGAAAAAUGGUGUUCAUGUACAGGAGGCAGUGUGAAUCACAAGUUAUGGUCAGGAGCAGGACCUCUGCAGCUCUAAGCUGAUGUGCACAUGAAUGAUUUGUGUUUCCUCCGCAGGUGAAGGUAGAAAGUGUGUGUGAGCUGAUGUGAAUUGAGCAGCAUGGAUCAGUGUGAGGACAGAGAGGAGGGAGUCCCUCCCUCUAAAAGCACUCUGUGUGGGGAACAUGAGAGCCAGACCAAAGCUCAGAGGAAGAAACGUAGAAGAAGGAAACGUAAACCUGAAACAGAAACUGAACCUGGACCUCCACCCAGCUCUGUGUCCUUACAGAGUGACGAGUCGAAGGGCGAUGGUCGUCCUCCUGCAAAGAGGUCAAAGAUGGAGGCGUCUGUUAAGGAGCAGCUGCUGGGCAUGCUGGAUGAUUUAAGAAAAAAGGAGCUGAAACGUUUCCACUGGUACCUGCAGAAUGGACCGGGAGGUGAUUUCAGGACCAUCAAAAAGAGCCGCCUGGAGAAAGCAAGCAGAACGAGAACAGUGGAUCUCAUGGUGGGAACAUAUACUACUGACCAUGUGAUGGAGGUGGCGAGGUUGAUUUUAAAGAAGAUUAAAAAAAGGAACUCCCUCAGCCUCAUCACGUCCAUCAGAAUCAGAAGACUGAGCAGCUGUAACGUCUCAGAGGAAGGCUGUGAAAAUUUGUUGUCAGUGGUCAGCUCCCAGUCCUGUAGUCUGAGAGAGCUGGACCUGAGUACCAACAGCCUGAAGGCCUCAGCAGUAAAGCUUCUGUCUGCUGCAGUGGAGAGUCCACACGCCAAACUGAAUAUUCUGAGACUUAACAUCUGUGAACUCUCAGAGGAAAACUGUGAAGCUCUGUCCUCAGUUCUCAGCUCACAGUCCUCUAGUCUGACAGAGCUGGACCUGAGUAUCAGAAAGCUGCAGGAUUCAGGAGUGAAGCUUCUGUCUGCUGGACUACAAAGUUUAAACUGUAAACUAAAUACUCUGAGGUCAGAUCAGAUUUUUUAG
Molecule: messenger RNA, 1316 nt
Organism: Oreochromis aureus
Lineage: Eukaryota; Metazoa; Chordata; Actinopteri; Cichliformes; Cichlidae
Product: NACHT, LRR and PYD domains-containing protein 1b allele 4-like
Exons: 6
Coding region: 459-1316 (285 amino acids)
Source: RefSeq, a predicted model, not a curated record